Onychostoma macrolepis is the source of this 1179-nucleotide messenger RNA. RefSeq lists its product as uncharacterized. Bases 1 to 1179 code for a protein of 392 amino acids. The record is from RefSeq and is a predicted model, not a curated record. Lineage: Eukaryota; Metazoa; Chordata; Actinopteri; Cypriniformes; Cyprinidae. The transcript is spliced from 4 exons.
AUGGAGGAAUGCAACACUGCACUCACUCAUGAAAUGGCAGCUACACUGGAGCACACUCACAAAAUGGCGGCGACAGUUGAGCCCGUUCACAAAAUGGCGGCGACAAGAACACCCCGUCAGGUCACUGCUGCCAUUCACGAGUCAAGUCAAGCCACAGUUGAUCUUAAAGAACCAAGUCAAGUCACAGCUGAUCUUCAAGUCGCAGCUGAUCUUCUCGAGUCCAGCCAAGUCACAGUUGAGGUUAAUGAGCCAAAUCAAGUCACAGUUGAUGUUAAAGAGCCAAGCCAAGUCAAGUCGGGUCACGUCCAGGCUGACACACCCAGAUCAUCAAGGUCAGUCUUUCAUUAUCCCAGUCUGAUAUCCAGUGUGAGGGAUUCACCGCUGGUGUCUGCACGCGCAGCUGGUAUCCCCAAACCCACUCACUCUAGCCCUCCUGUUCCUGAACUGAUUCCCCUGUCUGAAGUGCUUCCCAUGAUGGGGAUCGCUUUAUGUUGUGUUUGGGUGGCGUACACCACCGCAGCACUGUCUGAGGUGGCGGCUGCUGCCAGAGCUUCUCCAGAGGUGGUGGCACAUGCUGCAGAACCUCCAGAAGCGGCAGGGCUCACCUCAGCCCCUUGUAUGGUGGUGGCGCUCAGUAAUGUACUCUCUACCUAUUGUGUUGCGGUCGAAGAGACCGUUACUAAACUCUCCUUGUGUCCUGAGUUUACUGCUGUAGAACCUCCAGAGGUGUCAGCGGUAUCCGUCUGUGAACUCUCGUUCUUUCCUGUCACGGCUAUGGAGGCCAUCAAUGAACUCUCGUUCUGUCCUGUCACGGCUAUGGAGGCCGUCAGUGAACUCUCGUUCUGUCCUGUCACGGCUAUGGAGGCCGUCAAUGAACUCUCGUUCUGUCCUGUCACAGCUAUGGAGAUUAAUUAUGAACUUCCUGUGUUCCCUACCUCAGUCCUUGUGUCUGUGCAUGUUCUGUCUCCUCCUUGUGUCUCAGUUUCCCUUAGCAGUCCCGUCGGCUCCGCCCUGGUGGGCAGCAGUCCCGUCUGCGUCGCUCUGGUGGGCUCCGGCUCCGUCUGCUCUGCCCUGGUGGGCUCCUGUUCCGUCCUGGUCUCCGCCUGGGUUCUCUGCUUCGCCGUUUCUGCCUGGGUGUCCUGCUCUGCCUCAGUCCCCGGUCUUCUCACUCCCACGUGA